Etheostoma cragini (Arkansas darter) is the source of this 2247-nucleotide messenger RNA. It is a transcript of the gene rmdn3, whose product is annotated as regulator of microtubule dynamics 3. Gene Ontology annotation, cellular component: cytoplasm; mitotic spindle pole; spindle microtubule. The transcript is spliced from 12 exons. Gene Ontology annotation, molecular function: microtubule binding. Lineage: Eukaryota; Metazoa; Chordata; Actinopteri; Perciformes; Percidae. The record is from RefSeq and is a predicted model, not a curated record. Bases 401 to 1885 code for a protein of 494 amino acids.
UUAUAUUGUUAUAGCAUCAUUGCGGCUAGCCGACAUUUGUACACCUUGUUGCGAACGGCCUGUUUCAUUUUGUUUUAUCGUUAAGCUUUAAAACGUGUCGACUAUAUAGAAGUAGGUGAGGUCUCGAGGGGAAGAGGUAACAGCUGCGUCAAGCUUAUAACAAGUUGUCAGCGUUAUUAGCCAUUAAACGAUAACAGUGAAAGGCAUUAGGCUAACGUGCUAGCCGUGAGCGUGUCAACACAUUUUUUUCGGAACUCCAAUAAUUGACGUCUAAAGGCUGAAGUCAUGUCGUUGGCAUCCUGAGAUACAUCACAGGCAGUCAUGGUUGGUGACGAAUGAAAGCGACACCGAGUUAACUAACGUUAACGCUAGUUAUCAACGGUCUGCGGAGUGGGGAGAAAUGAAUAUGCCGCUGGGAAGGAACGGGUUAAUCGGGCUCGCUGUCGGAGCUACAGCCGGCUGUGGCUUGAUUGCCUUCAUAAUUUACAAGGAGAUCGUUAGGAGAAGAUCCCAGAGACUGGUGCUGGAGGCCCGGCCAGCUUCCCGGCUGUUGGACGGAGUGGAUAUAGCCGUGCAGCAGCGGGAUGCCAUGGAUGCACAGGAGGUGGAGGCCCAGCAGCAGGCUCUGGCAGCCGUGGAGGCAGUGGUGCAGGGCCUGUCUCUGGAGCAACAGCUGGAGUUUAGGAACCAGCUGGACGAGGUUCUGACCUGCGUUGGAACGCUGCGCUCAGAGGUGGCAGAGCUGAGGGGCGGCCUGCAAGACAUAGCCCAGCAGAUUAUUCAGGACGUCAAAAAGGGAGUGGAGGACACUCAGCGGGUACGCCGGCGGCGCCAUUUUGUCCACAGAGAACGCACCGACUCCACCGGCUCCAGCUCCAUCUACUUCACAGCCAGCCAGGGCGCAGCCAGCACGUAUGAAACCACCAGCGAAGGAGGGUACUCGACGGCCUACGCCGAGUCCGACUACACCGACCGGGACACAGACAAAGAGGAGGGGGAGCGGGAGCCUGAAGAGGAGUCUGAGGAAGAGGAGGAAAGGAGCUGCGCCACUGUCCUCACCAUCCGCCAGGAAGACUCCCAGGAGGAAGAAGUGGAGGAGAGGGGGCUGGAGGACGAGGAGGAGGAAGAGGAGGGAGAGGAGGGGAGGCUUCAGCCUGUGACUGAAGUUCCCAGUGGGGAGCUGGCUCUCCUCCUGGCUCAGAGUGACAUCCUCCACACAGGAGACGCCAGUCUAAAGGCAGAGGGCUUUCGCCUGCUGCUAGACAACAGAGCAGAGUAUGGAGACAGCAGGGAGUUUCUAUGGCGACUGGCUCGGGCAUACAGGGAUAUGUACGAAUCCACUGAGGAUAAACAAGAGAAGAAGGCCUACGCACAACAAGGUCGAGAGGAGGCCGAGUUGGCCCUGAAGAAGAACGGCCUGAAUGCUGAGUGUCACAAAUGGUUUGCCGUGCUGACAGAACUGACCUCCCAGCAUGAUAGCAUGCACAGCAAACUGAAGAGCAGCCAUAUAUUAAAGGAGCAUCUGGAUCGGGCCCUCGCCCUCCGAGAUGACGACCCCAUGUGUUUCUACCUGCUUGGCCGAUGGUGCUACGAGGUAGCCACUCUGGACUGGUUGGAAAAGAAGGCCGCGGCGGCCCUCUACCAGAGCCCCCCCGCCUCCACACUGCACGACGCGCUUGAGAACUUUCUCAAGGCAGAGGAACUCAGUCCAGGUUUCUCCAAGACAGUGAGACUUUACAUCGCACAGUGUCACAGGAAGCUGGGGAACAUCUCUGAGGCCACGAACUGGACCGAGCUGGCUCUGAAGAUGCCCACAAACUCCAACUAUGAUGAAACGAGUAAACUGGAGGCUCAGCUUCGAGUCUUGACUGACACAAAAACCUGAAAUGUUUUUUCCUGAGAUCCAGCUAAUGAAGCCACUCAACCGAUGGCACUGAUUGGCUAGUCAGGCCGCCAAUCUGUGUCCAUUUUUUUCCCUUCAUUGGUGGAUAUCUACAUACUGUCACUGUGAAAUGAAAUGGAGUUUGUUGAUAUUAUUGUAUAUUUUUUUUCUUUACUAUUGGUUAAUUAAGUCAGUAUUGCUUUAAGUAGUAUAUAUUUUAAUGUAUGUGGUAUAUUUAAAGGUAUAAUAUGUAGGGGCCAGACAUACAGAGAAGAGAGAGUGCAGCAGGGGUUGAGCGAGCUAGAGAGUGAAUGAAGACAGGGAGCGACCAAAGCAGUAAUCUGGAAUAAAAUGCUCUUCUCUCA